Messenger RNA from Aspergillus luchuensis, 978 nucleotides. RefSeq names its product UbiA family prenyltransferase. The record is from RefSeq and is a predicted model, not a curated record. Gene Ontology annotation, molecular function: transferase activity, transferring alkyl or aryl (other than methyl) groups. Bases 1 to 978 code for a protein of 325 amino acids. The transcript has 4 exons. Lineage: Eukaryota; Fungi; Ascomycota; Eurotiomycetes; Eurotiales; Aspergillaceae. Gene Ontology annotation, cellular component: membrane.
AUGAGUCUCGCGGCCAAUCGUGUCAACAACUCCAGUCUCAGAUCAGCCCCUUGGAACAACCUCCUCUACUGGCUUUAUGUAACAAUAAAGCGAGAAAUUGAAAUAUCAUAUGCGUUCAUGGAGAGCAACUUUGACGCAGCUUUCGUCCCUUUCCCCAUCUUCGCUACCGCUUCGUUACUACACCGGAAGGGAACCUAUGAAGAAGUCGUAUCUUCUCUCACCAACACACUGCUCUACGGUUUCUUCUUCUACUACAGCACGGAACUAGCAAACAAUGCCGACGGGGGCACAAUCGAAGACGAGAUUAACAAACCAAACCGACCAAUAGUGCAGUCCCAAACCACCGUGGCUGCAGCCAAACUACGAUUCUACCUCGCAUCAGCAAUGUGGCUCUUAUUAAGCUACAUCCUAGACGUCUACAUCUGGUCUCUGCUCUGGAUAGCUGUUCUCGUUUCCCACUAUCUACUACGAGCAUCCAGAAUAGGUCCUGCGAAAGAUCUUUGCAUUGUUCUAGGUGUCACUUCCCAACUCAUGGCCUGUUGGAAGUUGGGUGGCUCCGACAUGCAUGACGGCUGGAGAUGGGUUAAAUUAAUUAUCCUCUGGAUUUUCUUCACCGUUCCCAUUCAGGACUUUCGUGAUGUUCCCGGUUAUUUGGCCGCGGGGCGUAGAACGACACCAAUUCUUUUGGGGGAUUUCCCGGCCCGUAUCUAUGCAUCGAUGGGACUAGUUGCAACCGAGUAUAUCCUCAUCACCCACAGAGUCUUCGAGUUCGGAUACACUCUGCCCACGGCACUUAUGACUUCUCUCAUAAGUCUUCUCACUCUAGGCCUCAUCUACCGGUUGACCCGACUUCGAACCAUCGUGCAUGACCGAGUUUCAUAUAGGUGGUACAUCGCGCUGUACAAUUUGAUCUUAAUUACCGCGUGCGUCUCAUUCGCCUCCCGGGAUUGCAGCAUUAGUUCAAAGCUGUCGCUAUAA